AGGGCCGCUCUUAAAAAAGUGAAGGGGAUUUUUUUUGCCCAGACAUAUACUCCAGUGAUGCAAUAUUCCUCGCACAAAACACACAUCCAACAGUUGCAACAUAGAACCGGUGCCUAGCGGUACCUAGGUGUGCUUACCUGUAACACUCCCGCCGUGUUACUUAAAAACGAAGCUGUUUCAGUUCAGUGGUUUCCCAGUUAGUGUCCAGUGCUCAGCCAAUCAAGUUGUUUGAAUUUACAGACGAUCAGAAUGUCAAACAACGACACCAUCAACUACAAUGCGGAUCAGUUGUUCGGCUGGGCGGAUUACCUCGUAUUUGUCGCCAUGUUAGUCAUUUCGGCUAUAAUCGGUAUCUACUAUGCAUGCUUCGGAGCUAAACAAAACACAACUAGUGAAUUUCUUAUGGCCGGAAGGAACAUGGGAACUUUCCCUGUUGCCAUGUCUCUUAUUGCGAGUUUCAUGUCAGCCAUCACGCUGCUGGGAACUCCUGCCGAAGUUUACCAAUUCGGGACCAUGUAUUGGCUAAUAGUGCUGGCUUUUUUUCUUGUCGUUCCGGCCACCAACUACUUGUACAUGCCAAUCUUCUACCAACUUCAAGUCACAUCCGCUUACGAGUACCUUGAAGUCCGAUUCAACAAACUUGUCCGGUGCCUAGGGUCGGCAACAUUCACCGUUCAGAUGAGUCUUUACAUGGCCGUAGUUGUGUACGCACCCGCUCUGGCUCUCAGUCAAGUGACUGGUAUUCACGUCUACAUCUCGGUCACGGCUAUUUUCGCUGUUUGCAUUUUCUACACUGUGGUCGGGGGGAUGAAGGCAGUCAUGUGGACUGAUACCGUUCAAGUUAUUAUCAUGUUCAUUUCGAUGGCUGUGGUGGUAUUUAAAGGGGACGUUGACAAAGGUGGUAGUGCAGCUGUGUGGGCCGCAAACCAAGCUACAGACAGAGUGGAAUUUGGAGAUUUUGACCCGAGUCCCGCAAAAAGACAUUCUGUCUGGUCGCUAAUCGUCGGGGGUUACUUCACGUGGGUGACUAUUUACGGAGUGAACCAAUCGCAAGUGCAGCGGUACUUGACAGUAGCUAACAUCCGACAGGCUAGAAACGCUGUUUGGAUCAACUUGGUCGGGUUGGUCGCCCUCAUCUCGCUGUGUUGUUAUGCUGGCAUGGUAAUCUUUGCACGAUACGAAGAUUGCGACCUUCUUGGUGCUGGGCUUGUUUCUAAACCGGAUCAGUUAUUUCCACGGUUCGUUAUGGACACACUCGGAAACUAUCCCGGAGUUCCAGGAUUAUUUGUGGCCGGAAUUUUUAGCGGUGCUUUAAGUACGGUUUCAAGCGGUUUGAACUCGUUGGCUGCCAUCUGUUUGGAGGAUUUCGUCCGACCCUUCUGCGGACGAGGAAUGAGCGAUGCCCAGGCCACUAACGUUUCCAAAUUCAUUGCAUUGGGUUUCGGUGCCUUGUGCUUCGGGUUGGUCUUUGUAGCUGCCCAGCUGGGUAACGUCCUUGAAGCCGCACUGAGCAUCUUUGGAAUUCUCGGGGGACCACUUCUCGGUGUUUUCACGUUGGGAAUGUUCUUCCCUUGGGCCAACGCUAUCGGAGCUGCGGCUGGCCUCUUGAGCAGCCUCUCUCUGAUGUUAUGGAUCGGUAUAGGGACGCAAGUAGCUAAAGCACAAGGUUACCUAACAGUUCCACGCAAGCCUGUCAGCUUCGAAGGGUGCCCGCCCUUCAAUAGAACCAAUUUUACCAGUUUUACGACGACAGAAUUGACUACAAUGGACUGGGAAACAACUACCUCAAUGCCUCUGGAAGAUGAAGCCUACGAACCACUGGGUUUGUACAAGCUUUCGUACAUGUGGUACUCCGCUUGCGGAUGCCUUACUGUAAUUGUGGUUGGCUUGAUCGUGAGUGCCAUCACAGGAUUACAAGACCCUCGAAAACUAAAUCCGUCACUUAUCUGCAAUACUGGCAAAAACAUGUACUGGUUCCUACCUAAAAGAGCCAAAGAGUUUUUACGAUUCCACGUUGGCGACGAUUACGUUCCUGAAAUCAAAACGAAACCUGAGGAAAAAGUAGGUGAAAUCAAUGUAGCUUUCUCUUCCAGCAAUCCCGAUGAUUUCCAAACAAUAAGCAGCAUUAAAAGGAGAUCGUCGGAUAAAGACACAGAAUAAGCACGGUUUCGUAAUCAUUAAUUUUUAUUUACUACUCCGUAAUACCUUUCGUACAAUAAUUUGUUGACAAAUUUAACCAUUUUACUGGUAAACAUGUUCAAAACUGUUGAAAUACUUCCCCCUUUUAUAGCCAAAACUCCAAAUUUUGUUUAAAAAAAAUGGAAAAACAAUCGGGAAAAAAAAAUCACGAAACGCA
Daphnia pulicaria is the source of this 2356-nucleotide messenger RNA. Its product is annotated as sodium-coupled monocarboxylate transporter 1-like. Gene Ontology annotation, biological process: transmembrane transport; sodium ion transport. Gene Ontology annotation, cellular component: membrane. Lineage: Eukaryota; Metazoa; Arthropoda; Branchiopoda; Diplostraca; Daphniidae. The transcript is spliced from 18 exons. Bases 250 to 2160 code for a protein of 636 amino acids. The record is from RefSeq and is a predicted model, not a curated record. Gene Ontology annotation, molecular function: symporter activity.